UCAACUCCUCCAGCAGAAAAUACUUAAUAAGUGAAAGACCAAAGAAAGAAGUACCGGGGGAACCUCCAACUGGACAUUUUUGGGUUUCAAUUUCUCCUUUUUAAACAUCAAAUGGUAAUGCAGAUGAAACACCAGAACUCCCUUUGUUCCCUCCCUUGUUUUUUCUUCAUUACCAAAGGGAACUAAGGGAUGCCCUUGUCUUCAAUCUCUUUUGCUAUCAUUCAAAAAUACUCCAUUUUUUCUUCAUUUAAUUUCAGAUCAAAACUUCAAACUUUAAAGCCCUGUUUUUCUUAAUGUUUCAUAGAAGGGUAAUAUCAAGUCAUAGUUGAGAAAAAGGAAGCAACUUCAUUGAAUCAUAAUUAUUGCUGCUCAUAUUUCUGGAUAGCCUAUAUGAAAUGUGUGACACAAUGAGACAAGCCAGAAACUCAUUUUGAUUCUUCUGUCAUGUUAUGUGAACUACGAGAUUGCUGUUUAUGUGAAAGUGUAUUUUCCCUGAUGAAGAUUUCAUGGUCCAAGACAUUGGUCAAGAAGUGGUUGAAUAUCAAGAGUAAAGCUGAGGACUUUCAUGCUGACGAUAUUGAUUAUGGAGGAGAUUUUGGAUUCGUUUAUGGUUUCUGUUUUUCCGAUGUUGAUGAAGAUUGGAGACACAGCUUCUUGGAGAGGGAACCAUGCACUAUCAAGAAAAGUGAAACAGAGAGAUUGAGCAAGAGGUAUUCCGAUCGAGUUCGAGUGAGUAAGAUUGAUCUUGAUGGCUCACUAGUUAGAGAUGUGCGUAAUUAUAGGAUUUUUGUAGCUACAUGGAAUGUGGCUGGAAAAACUCCUCCAAAUCAUUUGAAUCUCGAAGAUUGGCUUCAUACCUCUCCUCCUGCUGACAUUUAUGUUCUCGGGUUUCAAGAAAUUGUUCCUUUAAAUGCUGGUAAUGUUUUGGGUACCGAAGACAAUGGACCAGCCAGAAAAUGGCUAGCUCUCAUUAGGAAGAGUCUGAAUAGUCUUCCCAGCACCAGCGGUGGUUGCCGCACACCUGAUCCCCUUGUAGAACUGGAUGCUGACUUCGAAGGAUCAACGAGGCAGAAAGCUUCGUUGUUCUUCCACCGGCGAUCAUUUCAAUCCUUAAGUCGUAGCAUGAGAAUGGAUAAUGACCCUGAGAGGUCACAACCCCGACUUGUUAGUCGAUUCAGUUCGUGUGAUCGUGUUAUCUUUGGGCGUAGACCUGGUGAUUAUGACCCUAAUUUCAUAUGGGGUUCCUCCAUCUCCGAUGACGAGAAUGGACUCGGAGAUUCACCAGGUAACACUCGAUAUUCGCAGUGUUCUCCUAUGUCGUAUGGUGGAUCUUUUCCCAGGGAGGAAAGCAAUCGACAAAUGGGGCAUUCAAGGUACUGUUUGGUUGCCAGCAAGCAAAUGGUUGGGAUAUUUCUGACAGUGUGGGUGAAGAGUGAUCUUAGAGAUGAUGUGCACAACAUGAAAGUGUCGUGUGUUGGCAGAGGAUUGAUGGGUUAUCUAGGAAACAAGGGUUCCAUUUCUAUUAGCAUGUGUUUGCAUCAAACCAACUUUUGCUUCAUCUGUAGUCAUUUAAGCUCGGGGCAAAAGGAAGGCGAUGAGCUGCGACGAAACUCUGAUGUUAUGGAGAUCCUCAGAAAGACAAGAUUUCCCAGGGUUCAUGCAAUGGGAGAUGACAAUUCUCCCCAAACGAUUCUAGAGCAUGAUCGCAUUAUAUGGCUUGGGGAUUUGAAUUAUCGGAUCGCUCUGUCGUACGGUCUUGCAAAGGCUCUGGUUGAGAUGCACAAUUGGAAAGCACUGUUAGAAAAUGACCAGCUACGGAUAGAGCAGAGGCGAGGCCGUGUUUUCGAGGGAUGGAGUGAAGGAAGAAUAUAUUUCCCUCCGACAUACAAGUAUUUGAAUAAUUCAGACCGAUAUAGCGGGGAGAAGAGAACUCCCGCAUGGUGUGAUCGUAUACUGUGGUACGGAAGAGGCCUCUACCAGUUAUCUUAUGUUAGUGGGGAGUCGAAGUUCUCGGAUCAUAGGCCUGUUUUUAGUGUAUUUUCAGCAGAGGUUGAGUCUAUUAACCGUAUACGAAUGCGGAAAAACUCGAGUUGUUCCAGCGCGAAGAUCGAGAUCGAAGAACUGUUGCCGCGGUCACAUGGAGCUCAGUUUCUUUUGAGAUGAUCUCUACCAAUUCCAUAUUCUAUGCUACACCCUUCAGGAAAAUGAUAAAGGAUGUAUUUUUUUUUUCUCUCGGUCAGGCGGAAAUGCCAUAUGGACUCUGUACCAUGGCGUCGACGACGACAUACUUUUGGCCGCAAUCUGGAGAAUGGUGCAGGUUGUAUAUUUUCAAUAAUUCCCAUCUCCAGAAGUUCACAGCAUACUACAAACCAAAUUCCUAGCUGCCAAACUG
This is a messenger RNA of Hibiscus syriacus, 2392 nucleotides long. RefSeq names its product type I inositol polyphosphate 5-phosphatase 4-like. The coding region runs from base 445 to 2163 and encodes 572 amino acids. The transcript is spliced from 11 exons. Gene Ontology annotation, biological process: phosphatidylinositol dephosphorylation. The record is from RefSeq and is a predicted model, not a curated record. Lineage: Eukaryota; Viridiplantae; Streptophyta; Magnoliopsida; Malvales; Malvaceae. Gene Ontology annotation, molecular function: phosphatidylinositol-3,4,5-trisphosphate 5-phosphatase activity; inositol-polyphosphate 5-phosphatase activity; phosphatidylinositol-4,5-bisphosphate 5-phosphatase activity.